Closterium sp. NIES-65 is the source of this 2442-nucleotide messenger RNA. The record is from the annotation of a GenBank genome assembly. NCBI's taxonomy places the organism in Eukaryota, Viridiplantae, Streptophyta, Zygnematophyceae, Desmidiales, Closteriaceae.
AUGCAGUGUCGAGGAAUUAGAGCUGACUUGGCUGAUUCCGGCAUUGCCUAUGGGUGGUACCACUCGUGCCACCCAGGGAAGCACGGCACCUCUGAGGCGCCUCACAAGCACGACGCACGGCAACAGCAGCAGGCGGAGGGAGGAGGGCAGACGCACACGGAGCAAGGCAUGGCACAGGCCAAGGAUCGCCAGCAGGGAGAGCGGGAGGAGCAGCAGCGGCAGCAGCAGCGGCAGCAGCACACACAAGGAGAGAAUUUCCAUGACCCUUGGGACUUAGGCAUCCCCAGUCCUGCCACCCAUGCCCUUUCGACUGCCCAGACCCACGCCCCUCUGCCCCCUGUCGACCCUGCUGCUGCUGAGAUUGGGGAGGGGGAGGAGGAUGAGGACGAGGAGGAGAACAAGCCAGUGGCGCGGCUGGUGAGUCAACACGCGGCAGUGGCCAAGGCUGCAGAGGGCGCAAAGGGGGAGGGUGGGGCAGGGAAGGAGCAGGGCAAGACAGGGGAUGGAGCAGUAGGAGGAGUAGCAGGAGGCGGAGGAGGAGUAGCAGGAGGCGGAGGAGGAGGGAGUCGGAAGGCAUUGGUGAAGGGUUCAGAAGAAGCAGCCUUGGCUGCAGGGGCAGGGGGGGGAGGAGGGGAAGGGGGAGGGAAGAAGGACGGAGCGAAAGCCGCUGCCGGAAAGGCAGCAGCAGCUAAGGCAUCGACAGGCGGUGAGGGGGAGGGUGGGGCAGGCGAGAAGAAGGCCAGCAGCAGCAACGCCCAGCCGGCCAAACCCAGCAAGGCAGGCGCCGCUGCCGCUUCUGCAUCUGCUGCUGCCUCUGCCUCUGCUUCUGCCGCUGCCGCUGCUGCUGCAGGCAGUGCAGGUGGUGGCAGUGGCAGCACAGAGGGAAAGGGGGCUGCAGGGGGAGGGGGAGGGGCAGCAGGGGGAGCAGGGGGCACAGCGGGGGGAGCGGGAGGGGGAGGGGGAGCAGCGGAUGGAGAGGCGAAGAAGAAGCGCAAGGCAUGGACGCCCGAUGAGGACAAGCUGCUGCUCAAGGCGGUGGAGGUGUACGGCGAGGGGCAGUGGGGGCGCGUGCUCAAGAGCGACUUGGGGAUUGAGAGGAACGCCGCCCAGCUGUCCCAGCGGUGGUACAUUCUGCGCAAGAAGUUUGAGAAGGAAGGAGUGCCCAUCCCAGGCCGCAAGGCAAGGGAGGCCCGGGAGGCAGCAGCGAGAGAGGCAGCAGCGAAAGAAGCCGCUGCAAAAGAAGCAGCGGCUAAAGAGGCGGCUGCUAAGAAGGCUGCUGCUAGAGAGGCCGCUGCAAAAGAAGCAGCGGUGAAGGCUGAAGCUGCUGCGAGGGAAGCAGCAGCAAGGGAGGCAGCGAGAGAAGCGGCAAGGGAGGCAGCUAGGGAGGCAGCCACUAGGGAAGCAGCACGAGAAGCAGCAGCUAGAGCGGAGGCUGAGGGUGCUGGUAAGGCAGGAGAGGGUGGUGUGGGAGGGGAGACUGGGGAUGGGAGUGGGGCCGGGAUGCAGCAGCAGCAGCAGCAGCAGCAGCAGCAACAGCAGCCAGCGCAGCAGAGAGGAGCAGCGAGUAGCAGUGGUGGUUUGGGGGAAGCAUCCAACCAGUGGGCUCACAGAACCGGAUCUGCUGCAGUGCCAGGUGGCAGUUCGGGAUUGGCCCGUGGGGUGGCUAGUGGGGCGGCAGGCAGGGGCAUUGGCACAGUAGGGCGUGCAUCUAUGCACCCCCACUCCUCCCACCCCUCCCACGCCUCCCUCUCCUCCUCCCACUCCCCUCACACCUCACUCUCUCACUCGCACACACCUCUCGCCCCGGACCCUCUGGUGCAGGCGGCAGCAGUGGCAGCAGGGGCGCGGAUAGCACCUCCCUCAGCUGCAGCCUCCCUCAUGCAGGCCGCUGCGGGGAAGGCAGGUGCGCCUGUGGUGGUGCACCACAUCACCCGCUCGCCCCAUACCUACAGCUCAGGCUCGGCAGCAGGGUUUGUGCCUGGCGGUGGAGGUUUGGGAAGGCCUGGAGUGGGAGCGGUGGGAGGGGCAGGUCGGGGUGGGGGAGGGCAGAGUGGGAGAGGGAGAGGGGUUGCCGUGUCUUCUGCUGCUACAGCCGGUGCUGCUGUAGCUGGUUCAGGGGGAGGGAGGGGAGGGGUAGGGGGAGUGGGGAGAGGGGCAGGUGCGUCUGUGCCAGGUGGCCAAACCCCAUUGGCUGGGAGUAAACCAGUGGGGCAAAGUGCCUCUUCGGGAAUGCCCCCAGCAGGCGCACAGGGGAGCGCAGGGGGAGGUGCAGGCGCACAGGUGGGCGCAGGGGGAGGUGCAGGCGCACAGGUGGGCGCACAGAGCAGCACCAUGCAAGACAUAGAGCAGCAGCAGCUGCUGUCGGAUAGAAGAGGGGGGUUGAGCAAGCAACGGGGCCGUGUGUCUCUUGUCUCUUCCCCUCCCAACUGCGACGUGAUGUGA